GAAUAAUUAUUGUGAAUUGAUGUGCAGCUCAUCUGUUGCAUGUCGCGCUCUAGCUUUCAUCAAAUUUUAAUUAAAAUGUUAUAAAUAUGUUGUUACGGAAUAGUCAAAACCAAGUACAAUUGUUGGUACGUAGUUGUUUCCAUGUUACGCGCAGUCUGACAACGCUAAAGAAGACGGCCGUCAAAGAGCCAAAAUCAAAGCCUGCAAACAGUUCAGAAUUGCCAACCACGGAUGACUCCUUGAAUCCCAACUAUUUGGCGCGAACGCUUGGCAGUAGCUAUCGCACUUGGGCCGCCGCUCUUGAGAAACAUCCCGAACUGAAAACGAUCAAGCGAAAAGAUUUACUCAAUUCGUAUGACACAUUGAAGUCAUUGAAAUAUAGUGUGGAUGAUAUUGUUAAAAAGCCGAUGAUCAUUUACUAUGGCGCCACAACGCUAUCCAAUCGCCACAGUGUGCUCGUCGAGUGUGGAUUCGAGAAUGUCACCAUACAAACCUUAUUCAAAUAUGUUACAGUUAUCAACAAGCCGAUUGGUGUGCUGAAGGCCCACCGCUUUAUACCAUACGAUAUGAAUGUGCCUCAGCGUCUGAUUGAAUACUUCACGAGUGUCAAGGUGCACCACGAGAACGUCGAUGAGGGCGUCACCUUAAAGGCAUUGCGCCAAUCGAUGCUCAAUGUGUAUCUGCGUGAACGCCUACAAAUGGACGAUGCGGAUCUGCAGAAGCUGUGGCGCGUCUAUUCCCGUGUACGUCAUAAGAGCUUUCGCUCCAUCGAGGAUACGAUCGAAUUGCUGACCAAUGUGUUUAAAUUUUCGGAGGAGCGGCUGCGAAAGAAUUGUUUCCUCCUGUACGCAGAUGCAGACAAUUUGCGCCGCAUUCUUCAAGAAAUACCCACAAUCAAUGGCCAAGAUAUACGCGACAUUGGACAUCGUAGACCAAAGAUCUUGAUGUCCACCUGUGAUGGUCUGAAGCAAACGCUGCAGCAUGUCCGCUCUUUUGGGAUCAGCGAGGAUGCGGUCUUACGCUGUCUCGAAGUGCUUACUCUGGGGCCAGAUACGGUGCUGGAGCGCCUUCGCGAUCUAAAUGAAAUCGAGCAGUUUCAGGCGCUAGGCAGCAAUCCGCGUGUACUCCGCUUGGUGCACUACCAGAACAAGGCUCGUCUGCGACUCGACUAUUUAAAUCAGCUAAAAGUCCGCUGCGCCUCAUUGCACAUUCUCUCCUGUGGCUCUGAAGCAUUUGCCAAAUUUGCCCGCGAUGGCUCGGAUCGAACAAAGGGUCGCGACAUUGUUGUCUAUCUGAGUAAUAUGCUUCUAAAAGAUGAGCAGAUGCUGCGCAAUUUGCUAUCACGUCAUCCCAACUGGUGUCACAUACCCGUACUGCAUGUCAAGCAGUGUCUGGAAUACUUACUUAGCAAAAGAUUUAAGCUUGAGGAGAUUUUCAAUAACAUACACCUUUUACUGUAUCCAAUCAAACGCAUUGAGGAAAAAUUGUUGCUGCUGCAAGCGACUGAGGCCAUGGAAGAGCUUCAACUGCCAGUCUCCGAUGUGCAUCAAUUAAGCAACAAUGAGAUUUUAACGCUCAUUUUGUAUCUCAUCGAAUCUGAGUUUCAUUUUACGGGCGAUGGCAUUUGGACGGAGCAGCAUACACAUCACGUAGAGAAUUUCAAUAAUCUUUUACCUGACUUUCCUGAGAGUCUCAACAAAGUCUACAAAUAUGGAGUUAAACCGUCAGAUAAACUGUCCGCGCAGCAUUUAUGAAGAACUGAAUCAAUUGUAAAUUGUAGUUGGAAAUAUGAUGAUCGCCUAAUCCGCAUGUUGUAUAAAACUGUUGAUUUUUCAUGAUUUUUGUGUUCUUUGAAGACAAGUAAAAAAUAUACAGAGUGCUAUAUUUGGAUUCCCAAAAACUUUUAAAAUUGUUAAAGUUUAAGCGAUUUGUAUACAAUGCAUAACACAUUAAUAUUAGUGUGCAAGAGUCGACCGCUUUUCGAUUCCAAACACAAUCACAAAAUUCUUAAAAAUCGGUUCACUGCGACACACACCUACAGCUCGAUUGUAUACAUGACGACAUGACAUAUAGAAAAGUGAACAUUGUAAAAAUACUUAUUUCAUAAUUAAGACUUAAGUGUGCUUAUUUUAAUCACAUUGCUCAGACUCGUGACUUCUGGCACCUUGCGCCAAAGCAUCGAUCGGUGGCGCCUUCUCAUCGUGGCUCGUUUCACUUUGCUCCUCAGUUUUGUCUGCCGGUGGCGUCUGCUUAUAGCAACUUGAUCCCUUUUGCUCCAAAACAUAGGACUCUGGCUGCUCCUCAUCGUGCCGCACUAUAAAUGAAUCGUAUUUAAGGGAUACAUGUUUGGUUUUCUCUAUCACUUCCUGGUAGGCGGCAGUCAAUGGCUUUUGCACAGCCUCCUGAUAUUUAUAAUCGUCAUCCUACAAUAAAAAUGAAUUAUUUAGAUUA
Messenger RNA from Drosophila grimshawi, 2451 nucleotides. It is a transcript of the gene mTerf5, whose product is annotated as transcription termination factor 5, mitochondrial. Gene Ontology annotation, biological process: regulation of DNA-templated transcription; termination of mitochondrial transcription. NCBI's taxonomy places the organism in Eukaryota, Metazoa, Arthropoda, Insecta, Diptera, Drosophilidae. The transcript is spliced from 4 exons. The record is from RefSeq and is a predicted model, not a curated record. The coding region runs from base 87 to 1754 and encodes 555 amino acids. Gene Ontology annotation, cellular component: mitochondrial matrix. Gene Ontology annotation, molecular function: double-stranded DNA binding.